Messenger RNA from Physella acuta, 2093 nucleotides. RefSeq lists its product as uncharacterized. The record is from RefSeq and is a predicted model, not a curated record. Lineage: Eukaryota; Metazoa; Mollusca; Gastropoda; Physidae.
AAGUAGAUCUGUGGCGUCGAGUCUUGUCUGAGUGCUGCGCGUGACGUGUGUAUGGUGCUUGACUUCUGCUACCCUGACGUCUGGAGUAUUAGGUCAGGAAAACUGUUUGCUAUCUCUCGAUUUCUGGGAUAUAUCCACCCAGUAGGGGAAACUGUUAAUUCUCUGUCUCAUUGAUAUAUCCAUUCAGCUACCCAACAGAGAAAUGUAUAUCUGGUCCAGUCUGACACUUACGAUAUUGUGUGUAUGGCUUGUGCAGUCCUCGGUGCUGUUGUAUUCAUCGGAACAACAACCACAACAACAACCACAACAACAGCAGCAACAGCUAUACCAGGUAACAAAGACAAAAGGUCCAGAGGUGGAUGACAAAGUAUAUCUGUUUGCUGCUGAUGGGAAGAGAAAGCCAUACAGUUAUAUUAACGAUGUUGGAACAUUAAUUGGCUUUGAUGUAGAUUUUGUAAAUGAAGUAUGUGCGUUAGUGGGAAAAAAAUGUCACAUCAUUUUGGCUGAGUUUACAGAAUGUAUUUACACUGACAGGUCUAUAGACUAUGCUGGAAGAGGUUUGAUGGCCCGUUGGUUUGAUGGGUGCCCGGGUUAUGCCAUAACCACAGACAGACUGAAUGAGUUUGACUUCACCCUCCCUUACCUUGAUGGAGCUUCCACCUUUGCAGUCCUGCCUGGCAACCCACCUAAGUUUGAUCCUCUUAGUGAUGAUUAUUCACAUUUUAACAUUGUACAUCUGACUGGAGCCCCCACUAAUGAACCCUGUCUCAGGAGACUGCACAAGAAAUUUGGAAAAAUCAUCAUAGCUAGUGACCUACCAGAGGCUAAAAUGUUGCUACUGAACAGAACAGCUGAUGUCCUGUUCUCCCCAAGAGAAAGGAUUGAUGGUCUUGAAGUGUUGCCAAACCAAGUGAGGUGUGACAGAAGUGGUGCUGGCAUCAUGCUGAAGAAAGGCAGCACUGUGCCAACCUGGUGGGACCCUGCCUUCAAAACUCUUUAUUUCUCUGGCAGCUACAACCGGCUCUGUGAAGAAGCCUCAAAGAAAUACGAAGCUCCAAUUCACUGUCUACCUGGCCCUGAUAAAGCUAGUCCGGAACUUCUGGCCAUCAUGAAGCGCAGACCUCGCAUUGUACCAGAAAAACUUUGGACCUUUGUUGUUAGUGGAAGAAUUGCUCCAUACAGCUAUUUAAACCAGGAGGGUGAAUUGGUUGGCUUCACAAAAGAUCUCUUGUCCAUAGUUUGUGCUAAGGCAGGUAAAUCUUGUUCACUUCUGCUGGCUGGAGUUCCUGAGUGCAGUGUUAGGAAAGGGGAGAUACUCUAUCCAGGCAGAGGUCUAAUGGAAAACUGGUUUGAUGCUUGCACUGGGUACUUUGACACACUGGACAGAGAUAACAGCUGGGACUUUACUCUGCCAUACCUGGUCUCAUAUGCCUCCUUCUAUGUUGCCAAGGGCAACCCCAGUGGCUUCAACCCUGAUGCCUCAGACUACUCCCUUUACACUAUUGUUUACACAGAGACCUCCAUCUCCAAUGAUCACUGUCUGAACAGGCUACACAAGAAAUACAAAAAACUUGUUGUGGUCCCAGAUAGGCCGGAUGCUAUCGCUAUGUUGCUGAAUGGAUCUGCUGAUGCCUGGUUCACUAAAGACGACGGCUCACCAGACAUUGAACUUUUGCCCCAACAUUUCCACUGCGAGAACGUGGGCACCAGCAUCAUGACAAAGAAGGGGGGAGAACUGCCCAUGUGGUGGAACCCAGCUUUUGAAGAGUUCUACAACUCUGGGGAGUACAACGACUUUUGUCUGGAGAGGGGAAAACACUACAAAAAUGACUUCCCUUGUUUGCCUCCACCAUCAGAGAAAAAACUCCACAAAUCUCAGGAAGGAUUUUAAUUGUAAACAAAGAGAGAGAGAAUGUGUGUGUUUGUUGAUUUGGUUAAGUGUUUGGUUUUCUACUUUUAUUACUGUUUUUUUUUAAAUUGUAAAAUAUUUAAUUUUUGCAAAUGCCUUACAGUCAGAUUUUAUAAAUUGUUAAUUAACAAAUUGGUUUUUUAUUAAUUUUCAAAAUGUUGUUUACCAAAGUAACCUUAUAUUA